Messenger RNA from Meira miltonrushii, 513 nucleotides. Its product is annotated as Redoxin. The record is from RefSeq and is a predicted model, not a curated record. Gene Ontology annotation, cellular component: cytosol; mitochondrion; peroxisome. The coding region runs from base 1 to 513 and encodes 170 amino acids. Gene Ontology annotation, biological process: hydrogen peroxide catabolic process; cell redox homeostasis; cellular response to oxidative stress. Gene Ontology annotation, molecular function: thioredoxin peroxidase activity. Lineage: Eukaryota; Fungi; Basidiomycota; Exobasidiomycetes; Exobasidiales; Brachybasidiaceae. The transcript has a single exon.
AUGGACAAGAUUAAAGCCGCUACUGGUGGUUCCAAACUCAAGCAAGGAUCCAAGGUCCCAUCUGGAAUCGCUUUGAAAGAAGACGACCCACACAAGCCAACCGUUCAACUAGAUCAAAUUGGCGGUAAAUUCUUGAUUGUUGGUGUUCCAGGUGCAUUCACACCACCAUGCUCUUCUCACGUACCGGGUUACGUUGAACAUGCCGAUCAACUUGCCGCAAAAGGUAUCAAAUCAGUUUACAUCGUUGCCGUCAAUGACGCAUUCACAACACAAGCAUGGAAGGAAAAGCUCGGUUCAUCAAACCCAAAUGUUCACUUCUUGGCUGAUGAUACCGGUGCAUUCACAAAAGCUGCCGGUCUUUCUUUUGACGCUUCAGGAUUGUUGGGUAACACACGUUCUCAACGUUACGUUGCCGUUGUUGAAAAUAACACAGUUCAACAAAUCUUCAUUGAAGAUGAAGCUCCAAACGUUACUGUCACAAAGGCUGACAACGUUUUGCAAGCUUUGUCUUGA